This is a messenger RNA of Oenanthe melanoleuca, 3868 nucleotides long. RefSeq names its product sterile alpha motif domain containing 8 (gene SAMD8). The record is from RefSeq and is a predicted model, not a curated record. NCBI's taxonomy places the organism in Eukaryota, Metazoa, Chordata, Aves, Passeriformes, Muscicapidae. Gene Ontology annotation, molecular function: ceramide cholinephosphotransferase activity; protein binding; sphingomyelin synthase activity. Gene Ontology annotation, cellular component: Golgi membrane; endoplasmic reticulum membrane. The coding region runs from base 300 to 1535 and encodes 411 amino acids. The transcript is spliced from 7 exons. Gene Ontology annotation, biological process: ceramide biosynthetic process.
CGGACGGGGCAUGGGGGGUGGCGGUGGCCGCCGCCGCCGCCGAGGAGAGGCACGGGCAGCGGCGGACGGAGGGCGCGGAGGAGCCGGCGUGGCGGCACCGCCGCUCGGCGCCAGAGCUCCCUCGUGCAGCUGGACACGGUGUCUGUGCCACCUCCACAGAGCAGCUGGUCAUGCUGUGCUCUGGAGUGGCAAGAGCUCAGAAGACAUUUCCUGGCAUUUAAGUGCCCCUCCUGUUUGGUAGGGGGUGCCUCUUGCUGGAUAUCAGAGCAGGUCAGUGCCAUUGGCGGAUACAGGGCAGGAUGGCAGGCAGCAACCAGCUCUGCAUUCGCCGUUGGACUACCAAGAACGUGGCCAGGUGGCUGAAGGAAGAAGGCUUCUGUGAAUACGUGGAUCUUUUGUGCAACAGGCACAGGCUGGAUGGAAUUACCCUGCUGACACUUACUGAGUAUGACUUGCGAUCCCCUCCUCUGGAAAUCAAAAUCUUGGGGGAUAUCAAGAGGCUGAUGUUGUCCAUACGCAAACUGCAGAAGCAGCACAUCGAUGUCCUGGAAGAGCUGGGUUUCACCAGUGAUGGUCAUGCUGGCACUGUUGGUGCACUACAGGGGGCAGAUUGGUUUUGUAAUGGUGAUGUGCCUCGGGACUAUGAUGGACCAAUUACUGACUUGAAUGGUGAUCAGUAUCAAUAUACAAAUGGAAAACACAAACAUGCCGCACGCAGACUGGACCCAGAGUACUGGAAGACAGUUUUAAGUUGUGUGUAUGUCUUCAUAGUGUUUGGCUUUACGUCAUUUGUUAUGGUGAUAGUACACGAGCGAGUACCUGACAUGCAAACAUAUCCACCUCUGCCAGACAUAUUUCUAGAUAGCGUCCCUAGGAUACCAUGGGCUUUUGCUAUGACUGAAGUAUGUGGUGUAAUUCUUUGCUAUAUUUGGCUCGUGGUUCUUCUGCUUCACAAACACAGAUCUAUACUCCUGCGCAGGCUGUGCAGCCUCAUGGGGACAGUAUUUCUACUACGUUGCAUUACAAUGUUUGUUACCUCACUCUCUGUGCCAGGACAGCACUUGCAGUGUACUGGAAAGUUGUAUGGCAAUGUUUGGGCAAAACUCCAGCGGGCAUUUGCAAUAUGGAGUGGCUUUGGAAUGACUCUGACUGGAGUACAUACAUGUGGAGAUUAUAUGUUCAGUGGUCACACCGUCGUCCUGACCAUGCUCAACUUCUUUGUCACAGAAUACACGCCAAGGAGCUGGAACUUCUUGCACACCUUGUCCUGGGUCCUGAAUCUCUUUGGGAUCUUCUUCAUUUUGGCUGCACAUGAACAUUAUUCUAUAGAUGUCUUCAUUGCCUUUUACAUCACUACAAGACUCUUUUUGUAUUACCAUACAUUGGCUAAUACCAGAGCAUAUCAACAGAGUAGGAGGGCAAGGAUAUGGUUUCCAAUGUUUUCUUUUUUUGAAUGCAAUGUUAAUGGUACUGUUCCCAAUGAGUAUUGCUGGCCCUUUUCAAAACCUGCUAUUCUAAAAAGAUUAAUUGGUUGAAGACUGUGUGUGUCAGUUCAGAUUUUUAUGAAGCAUUAUGACUAAGAUCCUACAAGGGGGAAGUCAAGUAACAUUUUUCACUCCAUGAUCUCCUCCUUGCCUUGUUUAUUGGAUUCUUAGCUAUAAAAUGGGGUUUCCAUACUUUACAGGGAUGUGGUUUUUUUCUCCUUGUGGAAAUAGAAAACAAUGCAGGGAUGGGUAAAGUGAAGCAUGAGUAUAAACCAGAAUACUGUUACCCUUAGUAAGGCUCUGUGUGAAUGCUUAUGGAGUAUUAACCUCCAAUAUGUAUGGAAUAUAACACACCCUUUACAGGUCCAGAUAAUCUUUGUUACCUGAGUGCCAGCCUUUACAUAUACUGACAGAAAAUUGGAACUUUAUGAAGCCUUUCUUUGAAAGCAGUCAUAAGUGAAAUUUUCAAAACAAACUGCGUAUAUUUAAAGAUUGAGGAGGUCUGUGUCAUAAUGAAGGAAGCAGUAUAGUUCCUUGCUGAGAGGGUCUCUUAACUGUUAAAUUAUAAGUCUUGACAGUAUAAAUGGUCUGCAUACAGGUUGCCAAAAAUGAAAGUCUGCCUUGUGGCUGUGCAGUAAUGAUAUUUUUUUUAAAAGAACUUAUUUAGUCUAGUCCAUCAGUUGUAUGAUUGUUCUAGCACUUGAAAGUUUUCCCUUUUGUGUUUAAAUGAGUUCAAGUAAGUGGAACAUACACUGAAAGUAAACUUAGCUUUAGUGAGUUUAAAGCCACAAAAUAACUUUGGUGUGGUCUUAAUUGCUUUAUACUCAAAGCCAUGCAUGCUUUUCAGGAGCAGUUAUUUUACAUUGGAAAAACAGAACAGGUGUCUUUGUGUAUCUUACUGUCCUAUAAAUGGAUGGGAAAAAUGCAUGUAGUAACUCUUUCAGGAAUAGUAAUAAUAGUGAGUAUUGGAAAUAGUGCUCAUGUUGAUGUAUGUUUUAACACUCUGGUGUCAACACUAUGGUGACUAUCUCUGGAUAUAUAUAUAUAUAUGCACAGUAUAUUUGGUUAUAUAUAUAAACACACAGUAUAUGUUUUUCUAACAACUAUGAAAAGAGGCUAGUUCUUAAUUUAAGUUGCUCAUUUACUACACUGAAAGAUACCAUAAACAGCUGAGUUUUGCUUGUUGAAAAAAUCAAAUCACAACCCACAACAAAACAUCCCCCAAAAUCUUAAACCAGCACUCCAAGUUCCAUAAGGCAUGAGCAGGGUCAUACAAGGGUUGGUGAUCUCUUAAGCAGUGGAUUGUGAGGGGACAAUACUAAUGUUGUCUGUAGAGCCUUGAAAUUAGAUUUGUGCUAUAUGAAAACUGACAGGUACAAGGUACAAAAUCAUAGACCUUUUAAUUUGAUUAUUGCAACUUCAGAUGUGCAAAGGUAGUGUAAGUCAGCUUUAGAAAGUUACACAAAGCAUUUCCAGCUUGGUACAAGCUGACUUAACGGCACCAUGUACUUGUGUGUGCAUGGAAAUGAAUCCAUUUGGAAUUUGCAAGGUUUUGUGUUUGGAGGCUUGUAACCUACUGUGGGCUGCUCCUUGCUGUAUUGUGUUCCUUUUAUAAACCUUGAUUGUGUACUAACUUGACUACCUUACACUCUUUGUAGUAUACUAAUUUUGUUACUUAAUUUAGCUCCUAGUCCACAGAAGAAUUAUGCACCUUGGAUAUCUCUGUCAACUGUAAUGAGCACAUGUACUAUUCCAGAGAUUUUUAUAUUUGUAACAUUCCAAUUUUUUAGCAAAAUAGCAGGUUUAAUACUAUAUUAUUCAAUCUACCAUAGCAUGAUGGCUUUUGCCAUCCAAAUCGGGAGAGUAUCCUUACACUUAAAAAAAAGGAGAAAAUAUUCUAGAAGAUUUAAAUACUUGCCAUUUGCUGCUCUUAACUUUCUGAUUUCAGAAAGGCAAUUUGAACAUUCCUUUUGAGACUUUAUAAUAAAAGAGCUCUACUUGUUAACUUAUAUUUGCCUUUGCAAUGCACAGAGUUAUGAAUGCUGUUUUUCUAAACUUUAGGAAACAUCUGUUCUCAGGAUGUAUAGGAUUGUAAUCUGAGUUAUGUGGAGAGGUAUGCAAUUAAAUUUGCAAGGCUGUUGAUUCUGAAAAUAACUAUUUGAAUGGUAACUGGCAUAACUGCAUCUAAACUGAAAUACUAUUUUACAACUUAGACAUGCAGGAGAAUUUUCAAGUACAGCCUAGUGUAACAAUGUUUACAUAAAGUAAAGCUAUCAUUUAAAUAUUUUUAUUUUUUGUAGUGAAGUUCAUAUACAUUGAAAUGUAAGGAUUCUUUGUUCUAAUUUAAUUUUCAAAUUCUGUUAAGUAAACUGUGUUUUAAAUCA